Molecule: messenger RNA, 1783 nt
Organism: Phymastichus coffea
Lineage: Eukaryota; Metazoa; Arthropoda; Insecta; Hymenoptera; Eulophidae
Product: sialin-like
Exons: 4
Coding region: 20-1534 (504 amino acids)
Biological process (GO): monoatomic anion transport; transmembrane transport
Molecular function (GO): transmembrane transporter activity
Source: RefSeq, a predicted model, not a curated record
UUGCUUGUUCCCGUUCACGAUGACAAUGACAGUGAAUGAAAUUUUCAGUGAUGUGAACAUAUGGUGCUCCCACAUUCCACAAAGAUAUGUGUUCGCUCUGAUGUGCUUUCUGGGACUGUUCAAUGCAUAUGCAAUGCGAAGUUGUCUAUCGAUUGCAAUUACAGAAAUGGUCAGCAAUGCUAAUAUAACUGUCGCUCAUAACGAUGUUUGUACUUAUGACAAUAUCGCAUUACCGAGCAAUAACAGUAUCAAUGGAGGGAAUACCAAUUCCAUGAAUACAUCUAAGGAUACUUACAAUUGGGACCAAUACACUCAGGGUUUGAUUCUAUCAUCGUUUUACUGGGGCUAUGUUCUUACGCAUCUACCAGGUGGUUACAUCGCCGAAAAUUAUGGUGGCAAACAUACUUUAGGUUUUGGAAUCUUAAUCACUGCGAUUUUCACGAUCCUAACACCUGCAGCAGUCUAUGCUGGCAACUUUACAGCACUAAUUAUUCUUAGAAUGUUAAUGGGCCUUGGUGAAGGCAUCACUAUUCCAGCAACCAAUGUUCUAUUAGCCAAUUGGGUUCCACCAAAUGAAAGAUCAAGAACAGCCUCAUUUGUCUAUGGUUCGCUUAUGAUUGGCACAAUUUUUGCGACGACUGUGUCCGGUUGGAUUCUGCAGUAUUCUAGUAUCGGUUGGCCUUUGGUUUUCUAUGUGAUGGGAAUUCCUGGUAUUAUAUGGUACAUUUUUUGGUUGUUUUUGUGCUACAAUAGCCCUCAAGUUCAUCCUUUCGUCACUGAAAAAGAGAUGAAGUACUUGAAAGAAAGUAUGAACGAGCACACACGCGUGAACCCACCAACAUUACCGUGGCGUCAAAUUAUAGUAUCGAAGCCGGUGUGGGCAGUAGCCAUCGGAACAAUUGGUUUUGGUUGGUUGAACCUCAGUAUGAUCACCUAUUUGCCCAAAUAUAUGAGUGGUAUAUUGAAAUUUUCUGUCGAAAACAAUGGUUAUUACACCUCCCUCGUGUAUUUAUGUAUGUGGAUUGGUGCCAGUACAACUCCAUGGUUGGCAGAUUAUUUAAUUUCCAAGAGGAACGUAUCUACAACGAUGGUACGGAAAUUUUUCUCCUUUCUAGCGUUGCCCGUAUCCGCAGCGUUCAACAUUGCAGCUUCAUAUGCCGGAUGCAAUCGAUCAUUAGUUGUCGGGAUGUUCGUCAUAUCAAUGGGACUUCUUGGUUGCGCUUAUCCUAGUAUUGUGUCAAAUCCUUUGGAUCUAAGUCCAAAUUAUGCAGGCACGAUCAUGGCUUUGUCAAAUGGAAUGGGAGGAUUGACGGGAAUUGUCGGAUUUUACGUCAUUGGAAUUAUAACACCUAAUCAGACAUUGAGUGAAUGGACAUUAGGAUUUUGGAUCAUGUUUGGAGUUGGGACUUUCAGCUAUUUAAUCUUUUUGGUAUAUGGUAGUGGUGAAGUGCAGUAUUGGAACGAUCCGGUGUUUGUUCAAAAUGAGAUUGAUAAAAGACAUAGACGAAGAUCUAAUAAAUCUCAAAAUAACUAAAGACCUCUUCUUUGUAAUCUUAGAACUAAGAAAUUUUCAUAAUCGUAAAUUAUUUCACACAAUUAUUUUAGUUAAUGUCAUUUUUGUAAAAUUUCAACAAAAAGUAAUUAAUAAAAUCACACUCAAGGUGUUACUAUAUACUAUUACUAUAUAAACUCCAUAAAACUUAAAUGACGAGAAAGAUGAUUUACCUUGUUCUAUAAAUCUAGAUACACAAGAAGGCACUCGCAAACAGAUUUAUAACUUUAU